CUCUCUUUAACAGACACACAAACGAACGAACAAACAGGUCUCACACUCACUCACUCUCUCUCCACACAAACACAUUCAAGCCUCGUGUCUGUGGAUGUGUGUGUGUGUAUACGCGUUACACACCCGUGUAUGUGUGUAAAGCGCGUGUACGUGUGUACGUGGAUGUGCAAGGAGGAGGCGGGAACACAGAGGAAAAGAGGAAAUUACUAAGCCACGUGUGGUAAUAAUAAUAAGACUCCAAAAUAAAAAAAAAUUAUUAAUACAUUUCUAUAUCAAUCUGUAUCUCUAUAGCCAUAAUGUAUGGGUACUUUGAAAUGAAGUUUGCGCUGGGAGCUGCAGCUGCCAUAACUGGUGCGAGUGCUCUCAUAUACCUCCUGCUGCGGCCGAGAAAACGCCGCCUGGAUCCAGGGAAACGAAAGCCCACGACUCCCUACGCGGCUGCCCCUCCUUCGUACGAAGAACAUGGCAAAGUCAGCAGGAGAGGGAAUGCAGAAGUGCCCGUCAAGAGUGGUGAUGACGUGGCCCUUCAUAACUUGAAUGGUCACGUUUCCGGGGAAAAGGCGUCCACCAGCAGCGAGAGUCCAAAUGCGAGCGUCAGAAAAGUGGAAGAUGAGAAGCUUCGGGGCUCGGGAGGUGGUGGCGUCGAGAAGGACUUCAGUUUGGACGAUGAUGUGAACGACAUCCAGAGGCAGCGCUGUCCUUUGGUCGAGAAAGACUUUAGCUUAGAUGACGAAUUCCAUGGCAGGCCAGAGCAGAGUGAUGAGUUGCCCCAUGUCGCUUCUUCCCCGGUAUUAGACGUUUCAGCGAAGCCUGAUGCAGUUGUGACGAACGAUUCAAGUCAUCUCCUGAAGGAGUUGAGUGAUGUAACUGCAGAUAUAGUUGAAGAUAGGACAGUCAUUCCCAAUUUAGAAGAUAUAACAGCCACCUCUCUUUCUGCAGUGGACCCUGAAAUUAGUAAAACUUGCCAAGUAGAAGUAUGUCAAGAAAGAAGGCUAGACUUUGAGUCUCUGGACAAACCAGAGUGUGACCAAGUUGAUGGAAAUAUUGCUGUGGGUUUAGAAGCAGCCAGGUUGUUGGAGAGUACAGCACCAUUAAAAGGCAGUGCACCUGAAGAAGCUAAUGAAUCUAUACCAAGCAUCCCUGAGCAAGUGACGUCACUGUCUUCAGACGUACAGUGUGGAGAACCCUUGUCAAAUCGUGGAGAAUCUUUUGAAGAAAGGGAGACGGCACAUUCAAGUGAUCCUGCCAAAACGAGCAUUACUAAUAUGGAUGGCAAUUUAGCCACUGCAGAUUGUGACUCCGGCAUCUACGUAUCUUGUGAUAAUCAAAAUUCGUCUUCCAGGUUACUUGAAGAGAGUAAAUUAGACAAAGAAUUAGAACCUGUCACUGUUGGUGAUGUCAAGGAAGUGAAUGAAUCCGUGAUAACCCCUGACAAUGUUUCUUUAGUAGAUAAAGAACAAAAUAGUUUUGAGUCUGUUGAAUCUGCAGCUUGUCAGUUAUCUCACGAGGGUGACACACUUACUGGUCAGCCUGAAGUACAAGUUUCACAGUCGGGCAUUGAAAAUUCAUCUGUCCCAGAAGAGAAAAGUGUAUCACUUCUUUCUGCAGAAUCAGGAGAAUCAAAUUUGUUGUCUCAGGGUUGUGAAGUUGUAUUGGAAACUUGUAAAGUAGGUUCAGCUCCUGAAUUCUCUAGUGAGGUCACGGUUAACUCCUCGGAUGCCUGCGAGAAAGAUUUAUCAGGAUUAUCGCUCUCAGGAACUGUUGCUUCUUCCACGUUUGCAACAACGACUGAGGAGUCCGCAGCCAAAGAUGGACUUGUUGAGGAUUGUGUACAAGUCACCGAGAAGAGAACUGCUGCUGAACAUAAAGCAGAGGUUCAAGAAAUUGCAGAGAAGGAAAUUUGUGUCGGCAGUACAGUAGCAGCCUCAGAACUCAGCCCAGGGAAAUUGAAAGAAAAUCAAGAAGACAAAUCAGAAGUUGUAAUGACUGGAAAAGUUUCAGAAUCCCCGGACGUAGAUGCCAAAAAGCAAAGCAAACCUGGCGUUUCUGCUGAUGCCACCAAUUUAGAUCAGAAUAAAUCUCCGUUAAAAACUGCUGCACCAAAGAAGGAAGAGGCGAAAAAGGCCAAAGGAACAGAAAGUAAAUCUCCAAGUGCUAAAACCACCAAGGAAAGUUCCCCAUCUUCUGAGUCUGGUUCUGGCGGAAGACGCAGUUACAAGGGCCGCACCAGGAACCCCGUGGGUGGUUCGCCCAGCUCGGCUAACGAGGAACCGCUCGUGCCAAAGGAAAAUGAAGAUCAGGCUAAAGACGAGCCGUGCUCGGUUGAAGAUCCUGCUGCGACUAAAGAAAAAUCAACCGCGGAUUCGUCGUGGAGGGCUGCGAACACAAAGCCCAACAAGGACCACGCGUCCAUCCAGACGAAGGGAGAAGCAGCCGUGGGUAGUGCGAAAGAAUCUAAUAAAACUGUUAAAGAUUCGAAUAAGGCGCCAAAGACCAAGAAGGAAGCUGUUGACUGUUCAAAAAAUAAGAGUUACAAAGAGCGUGUCCGAAACACUCAGGGAUCGGAACACAGGAAAUCUGAAUCCGAGGACAGAACGCUGGACAAUAACGACAGGAAUUUGAGAUCCAACGAAAGCAGUCAGAGUAGCAUCGGCGAAGUCGAACCCGAAACCUUGUUCAACCCUUCAGCGUUCCCGGUUACUAGUCAAGAAACUUACAUCUUUUAUGAAUUUGAGAUACCUCAGGUUUUAGUUGGCCGAUUGAUUGGCAGGAAAGGCGCAUUUGUCAACAAAAUUAAAGCGGCCACAGACGCUUCUAUAAUCGUUGGUCCCCAUAGAAACAGGAGAUUCAAGAUGUGUUCUGUAGAAGGUACAAAGUCACAAGUAGAGGCAGCUUUAGAUAUGAUCCGCGAGUAUUUCCCCAUCAACCGUUACCCAGAAUUGACGUUAGCGCAGGUGCACAGUCGUUCGCCUGCUCUACCGCCCGUUCACGGUGUGAUAAACAACCAAGCAAUGCAGAUUGAACUUGCCAUGGGGGUCGUAGUGGAGGUUCGCGUCAGUGCCGUGGCCAGCGGCAACGAGAUCUGGGUUCAGCAGCCGCUCCACCCCUCGUUUUCGGCCCUCCAGCGCCUUCAGGCCUGCAUGAACCUCAACUACGGUGAUGGUUCCACCACCCCACAAAUCCCUGGUCCAAUUCCGGAGAGAACUGUGUGCGUUGCUCAAAUAGACACUCAGUGGUAUCGAUGUCAGGUCCUCAGUGCAACGGAGGAGACCGUCUUAGUUGUGUUGUUAGACGUCGGUGGUGCCCUGACAGUUCCUGCCUCAUCUCUUAGACAGAUUCGGAGGGACUAUGCAACCUUACCUUUCCAGGCAACGCAGUGCUUGUUGCAUGGAAUUCAGCCCACAUCUGGUAAGAGCAUUGAUGAUGAUGUUUGUGUUUCAAAUAUGUACUAUUAA
This is a messenger RNA of Macrobrachium nipponense, 3455 nucleotides long. Its product is annotated as KH domain-containing protein akap-1-like. Gene Ontology annotation, molecular function: RNA binding. The transcript is spliced from 7 exons. The record is from RefSeq and is a predicted model, not a curated record. Lineage: Eukaryota; Metazoa; Arthropoda; Malacostraca; Decapoda; Palaemonidae. The coding region runs from base 297 to 3455 and encodes 1052 amino acids.